AUGGCAACGGCGUCUUCAGCUACUAACAUCACCGAUACCAGCGUAAAUAAUCUCGUUAAAUGUGCUAUAUGUUUGGAUUUCUACGAUGACCCUCGUUGCCUACCAUGUUCACACACAUACUGUUAUAAGUGUAUCGUCGAUUUAUGUGCCGAAGGAUUAGGACAAUGCCCGAUGAGAGACAAUACGUUUAUAAGUUCUUCUAUGAUUAGCAAGUUGCCGAUUAAUCGAGUAGCUAAAGAUCUCGUGGAAUGUAUUCAGAAAUCUGCACAGUCAAAAGUGCAGUCAUCGAUACGAACAAAAUGUGAUACAUGUAAAAAGGUCGUAUGUGAAUUUAUGUGUGAAACUUGUUCUAAACAUUAUUGUACAAUAUGUCUUAAACUUUUACAUGAUAUAGACGCAUUUAAAACUCAUAAAAUGAAUAUUUUUGUGGAUGAAAGUUCCAGUAACCUUUGUUCAGAACAUGUUGACGAAAAACAAAAGUAUUGGUGCAGCUCCUGCGAAAAAGCUGUUUGCAGCGACUGUCUUUUAUUCAAACAUAAAAAUCAUCCAUUUGUUACCUUGGAGGACAUAUCACAGAUAACCAAAACGCAAUUGAAUUCAUCUGCACAAAGACUUACCUCCAUGCAAGAAGACCUUGAAAAACUAAAUGAAAAGACUACAGAAGCUUUUCAUAAUCAUUAUCAAACACAUGUUAAGACAAAGCAUCAUAUUGAAAAUACAAUAAAUCAACUACAAAAACUCUUAGAAGAACGAAAGAAAUAUUUAAUUAGUACACUUUCAAAAAACGAUGCUGUUCAACAGAAAAUUAUACAAACAGAAAAACAGGCCAUUGACGAUAAUUUAAAGUCAGUUUUUAUCAGAACACUAUUUACAAAACAAGUAUUAAAAAUCGGUGAUAUUUUUCAAUUAGUUAAAGUGAAGAACGAUGUUAUAAAUUACAAUCAAUUGGUUGAAGAACAAUCGAAACUAUUGUUGCACGGCUUUACUUUUGAUCUUCAAAACUUCACUACGGAUCGGUAUUUAUCAAAACUACAAGCAGACCUUGAAUAUUUCGGACAUAUAUCAGCAGAAACAUUUUUUGCUAGUAGUAGUGGUACGCGUCCAUUGCUUAAGUUAUCGAAAUUGGACGGCGAAGAAAUAAAUCAAGAAUUCCAAGGAGCCUACGCAUAUGGUUAUCGUUUUCAAUUAAAAUCACCAUUAACAUUGAAUGCCGUACUCGUGAAAGUAGCAUCAUUCAGUGCUGAUUUCACUAUUUUCAUCUUAGAUAAUGAUGACAUUGUUGUCCAGAAAAAAGUUAUUAAAACAAACGAUAACAAUUCAACAGCCUGCAAAUGGAUAACUAUUUCUAUUGCCUUUGAGCUAAAACAAAACUACUACAUUUUCAUAUGGGCAAAACCGACUGGGCAACAUUCGCCGUUAAUUUCUUGCAGAGAGUCCACCUACACUUUACGUCAAAUUAAUGAGCAUGUUUCGGUACGAAGUAAACGUGCUAAAAUUGAUCCAUUGAAAAAUGUCGAUAUUAAUACAAAACUAAAUGUAAUCUAUGAUGCUCUUUUCUCAAAUGAUGAGCGAAAUCAAGCAAUACCAGCUAUUGAAAUGGUUUUAGAUACUUAG
Molecule: messenger RNA, 1614 nt
Organism: Rotaria socialis
Lineage: Eukaryota; Metazoa; Rotifera; Eurotatoria; Philodinida; Philodinidae
Source: the annotation of a GenBank genome assembly